Messenger RNA from Olea europaea var. sylvestris, 990 nucleotides. Its product is annotated as putative serine carboxypeptidase-like 52. The transcript has 8 exons. The record is from RefSeq and is a predicted model, not a curated record. Bases 36 to 746 code for a protein of 236 amino acids. Gene Ontology annotation, biological process: secondary metabolic process; proteolysis. Gene Ontology annotation, molecular function: acyltransferase activity, transferring groups other than amino-acyl groups; serine-type carboxypeptidase activity. Lineage: Eukaryota; Viridiplantae; Streptophyta; Magnoliopsida; Lamiales; Oleaceae.
UUGAUUUUAAUGCACGAAUUCCAUAUGCUCAUCGCAUGGCACUUAUAUCUGAUGAAUAUUUUGAGUUCGCAAAAAUUAGUUGUGCUGGAAAAUAUCACAAUCACGAUCCAAAUAAUCAGCAAUGUACAUAUGCUCUUCAACGCAUCAAAAAGUGUUUAAGUCGUAUAAACGAAGUUCAGAUUUUGGAUCCAUCAUGUGCAAACAUGGCACCAAAACCAAAUGAUUUUGGAUGGGAUCAAACAUUUUUGAAGGACAAUUCAGUUGACCAUCUCGUCCUUCCAUCAGCAAAACAAGAGUGUCAGAUUCAAGAUUUAGUAGUAUCUGAUGAAUGGGCAAAUGAUCAAACUGUUCAAGAAGCUCUUUAUAUUAGAAAGGGAACGAUAUCAAGGUGGACAACAUGCAAUAAAGGAAUAUCCUAUGAAUAUAAUGUAGAAAGUACUCUUGAAUAUCAUAAAAUUUUGAUCAAGAAGGGAUACCGUACAUUGAUAUUCAACGGUGAUCACGACAUGGCUGCACCAUAUAUGGGUCCUUUAGAAUGGAUUCCCACUCUCAAUCUGACUGUCGAUGACGACUGGAGACCUUGGCUUGUUAAUGGCCAAGUUGCUGGAUACACAGAGAAGUACAUGAAAAAUGACUUCGAUCUCACAUUUGCAACAAUCAAGGGUGCAGGACAUACAGCAUCAAGUUAUAAGCCUAAAGAAUGUCUAGCAAUGCUCGAUCGUUGGCUCUCUAGACGUCCUUUAUAGGUAUUGGUAGACAAGAAUGUUUGGGGUGUAAUUGUGCCCCUAAUGCAUCAAUCAUGUUGGAGAUUAAUUUUCUUUACGCUAUAAAAAUUGUGGUUCGUGAAGGUUAUUCGAUGUUAGAAAAAUAAAGUUCUCCACAGUAUUGCUUUUGUUCAUGCAAAUGUUGUAAUUGUACGAGAUUAUUGACAAGUAAUACGCAGUGAGUUGAGUAAUUGUCCCAUGAGCGAUAAAUUCUAAUUUAAGCGUA